Cotesia congregata is the source of this 4941-nucleotide messenger RNA. Lineage: Eukaryota; Metazoa; Arthropoda; Insecta; Hymenoptera; Braconidae. The record is from the annotation of a GenBank genome assembly.
UUUUUUUUUUUUUUUUUAUUUAUUUCUCAGUGGUUCACUAAUUGUAGUUAAAAUUCACGGGUGAACUUGAAGCAAAUAGUAAAGAAGAAGAAGAAGAAGAAGCGCCAGGACAGCAAACGAACGGAUGGGCAAACAAAUGAAUUAACAUAAUUUAUAAUUUUGUUUAUAAAUUUUGGAAUAAAUUCCAUCGAGAGGAAAGGAAUUAAAGAGAGAGGCGGUUUAAACUCCCUCCUUUUUAUGUGUGAGCCAUUCGACUUCCAACUUCUGGCCGAGUUUCUAGCACCGAAGCUCGUUUUGCGAGUUCAGUUUGUUGGGUAGCAACCACUGAACCAGGAAACCAUAAAAAGGCUCUAUGGUUUACUCAGCCACCCAAAAGUUAAAUCUUAAGACACUAUUUGCAAGAAAUUGAAUAAUUAUCAGUGAAGAGGAGGAGCAAAAAAAGAAGAAAUCUGGUAACAAGAGGGACCAUGUUUUUAAGAAGCUAUUCAAUUUUUUUAGUAGUAACUUUUGUAGUGACUAACGAUGCCAUUUCGCCGCCACACAAUCAACACUUUGAUGUAAAUGAUUAUUUAUAUGGAGUGGACGAUGAUCUUCAGGCGCGAGCCCGCGCCGCGAUAGAGACCGAAUUAAACGCUUACAGAAGGAAUGCUCGCCAAGGAAAUUAUGGAAACUCAAGUGCCUGUGAAGAUGUUUGGGAAAGUCCUUGCCCGCCGAGCAAGUACCGGACUCCUUCUGGGACUUGUAACAACGUAAGACAUCCAUCGUGGGGCGCCCGAGGCUCGCCUUUCCUAAAAUUUCUUCCACCUGCUUACAGUGAUGGUAUAUCGAAGCCAAGAUCAUCAGUAAGCCGUCAUGCUCUACCAUCACCAAUCGACAUCAUCACUCGACUCCAUAAAGUGACAACACGUGAAGAGCGAAAGGCAUUGACGAGUCUUACAGGCCUGUGGGCCGAACUAGUUCUCCGCGACAUCGCAAUGCCAAUUACACCUGGUCUCGAUACAUUACGAUGUUGUAAAGAUAAUCGUAACCCCGAGUGCUACACAAGCCAUGAUUAUCUCGGGGAAUGUACGCCAUACAUGCGAGCCGUUCCAGCACGAAGUGCUUACGGUUGUAAAUUCGAGACUCGUGAGCAGAUGAACGGCGCUUCGAGUUACCUAGACGGCUCGGACAUUUACGGCAGCACCGACGGACAAAUGAACCGUCUGCGAACUUACAAAAAUGGCCUUGUAAACAUCGAGUCCUGCGACACUUGCACCCAGAUGGACAACCCGCUUAAAUUUCUCUACUCGGUGAUAAUAAACGAGCACAACCGCGUCGCCAGUGUUAUCCAGCAAUUAAACCCCCACUGGGACGACUCUAAGCUCUUUUUAGAAGCACGCCGAGCGGUUGUUGCGCAAAUCCAGCGCAUUACUAUGCAGGAAUUUGCUCCGAGUGUUUUAGGAGAAUCUGCGGUUGGGAAACAGCUUAAAGAAGCUACCAAUGGAUUUUAUCGGGAUUACUCAUCGGCGAACAGACCCGGGGCCUUUGACGCUGUUGCGUUAGCAGUUCUUCCAGCGCUUACAUCACUAUCGAGGUACCCGCAUGACAUGAACGCCACACUGGAGAACAAACUCGAUUACGUUGCCAGGGGGCUCAAUCUCGACAUUAUCGAGUCCCUCAGAUCAAGGUACGCUUACAACGGGAUGCCCCACAUCUGGAACACCACCACUUUACUAAUCCACAUGGCACGUGACCACGGAAUUCCCGGGUACUUUGCCUUCCUGGAGCACUGCGCCGCGGCUCCGGGGUCUCCUACAAGGUUCAUUAAAUCCGAGGAUGUCGCAAUGUUGCAGAGCAUCUACAACAGCAUCGAAGACAUUGAUUUGUUAGUCGGCGGAGUUCUUGAGACUCCUGAGAAAGGCGCUGCAGUCGGGCCGACCUUUUCUUGCUUGCUGAUAAACCAGCUUGCCAAGCUGAAAAACUCCGACAGAUUUUGGUACGAGAAUGAUUUACCACCGUCAAGUUUUACCGGAGACCAACUCAAGGCUAUCAAACGAGUCAGUCUAAGUAACUUGCUGUGUGCCAACGCAGCAGUCUCGACAAUACAGCCGAUGGCUUUUAUCCAAAGCGAUGAAUAUUUAAACGCAAAAAUCGAUUGCGACAGGUUCGCUCCGCUUGAUUUGACCGCCUGGAGAGAAAAGACUGACGAAGUCAAUGAAGAUACUGAUAAAUCUCCUAAAGUCAGUCAAGAUGACCAAAUGACGCCUCUCAUAAUAAAAUCUAACCAAUGGAUCAACAAGGAGUCGCUAAUUGACCCAGAAAUUCUGAGUUUAGCACUAAAGAAAGCCGAGCAAGAUUUGAUUUCAAGGAAAAAACUUGAGUACAACUCCUGGCUCCAGCAGAGAACAGCAGACCCGAGAUCUCCAGCUGGUACAGCUGCUAGUUUUUCAAAAGCUAAUAAAGACGCAUUGAUCUUGGCUAACUCUUCAAUUUUCUAUGAAUUGAUCACCAACGAAAUAAUCAACGGCGCUCACGGACUUAAGCGUCGCAAAAGACAGGUCUUUGGAAAUUCUAACGACUUUGAUUUCUCAAACAACGGAGACUUAUCAGACCUGCUGCAAAACGUUGACCUUACCAACUUUUUAGGAAAUUCCCGAGCUACAAAUCACGAGGAGAUAGAUUGCCCGCCAGAAGAAGGCGCCUGCGAUCCUACUACGGCGUACCGUACUUUCACGGGUCAUUGCAACAACUUGCGCAACCCGAGUCUUGGCAAAUCACUGACGACCUUUGCGCGGCUCUUACCACCGGCUUAUGAAGACGGAGUUUCCAAACCAAGAAUAACUUCAGUAACCGGAGCUCCUUUGCCAAAUCCAAGAAUAAUAUCAAGAACAAUUCACCCGGAUAUUUCAAACCUCCACAACCGGUACACGCUUAUGGUGAUGCAGUUCGCCCAGUUCGUCGAUCACGACAUAACAAUGACCCCCAUUCACAAGGGCUUCGCGGAGUCGAUCCCCAGCUGCAGAUCUUGUGACUCAGCUCGCACUGUUCACCCAGAGUGCAACCCCUUCCCGGUUCCUCCCGGAGAUCACUUUUACCCAACAAUAAAUGAAACUACUGGUGAACGACUGUGCUUCCCUUCGAUGAGAUCUUUACCAGGACAACAACAUCUGGGUCCUAGGGAGCAGAUCAACCAGAACACCGCUUUUCUGGACGCUUCUGCUGUCUACGGAGAGAACAUUUGCAUCGGCAACGUCCUGCGAGGGUUCAGCAGCAACGGACGCAUGAACGUGACUCUCCACCCAAGCAGAGCUAAAGAUUUGCUGCCCAGAUCUGCUACUCACCCUGAAUGCAAGGCCGCGUCCGGGUACUGCUUUAUCGCCGGAGACGGCCGAGCUUCCGAGCAGCCUGCGCUGACUGUCAUGCACACUAUGUGGGUCCGUGAGCACAACAGAAUAAUGGAAGGCUUAAGGGGAGUCAAUCCUCAUUGGGAGGGAGAAAAACUCUACCAAGAAACCCGGAGGAUUGUCAGUGCGAUGAUGCAACACGUUACUUACAAUGAAUUCCUGCCAAGAUUGCUCGGUUGGAAUGCUAUAAGUCUCUACGGCCUCAAGCUUUUGCCGCAAGGACAUUAUAAAGAGUACUCACCCACUUGUAAUCCCAGUAUCGUCACAGAGUUCGCUGCUGCUGCUUACAGAAUAGGACACUCGCUGCUCAGACCGCAUCUGCCGAGAAUGGACCAGAAUUACCGACCAAUAGACCCGCCAAUUCUUCUCAGAGACGGAUUCUUUAAUACUGACAUGCUGUAUGACCAAGGAAUGAUCGACGAAAUGAUCCGCGGGCUGGUCGCUACGCCCAUGGAGACCAUGGACCAGUUCAUCACUGGUGAAGUGACCAACCACCUGUUUGAAAAUAACAAGAUACCUUUCUCUGGAAUAGAUCUCAUUGCGUUGAACGUACAGAGAGCUAGAGACCACGGAAUCCCCUCGUACAAUCACUACAGAGCGCUUUGCAAUCUUAAACGUGCGACUACCUUUGAUGACCUGUCCCGAGAAAUGGCUCCGGAGGUUAUUGCGAGGUUCAAGAGGACUUACGCUCAUGUUGAUGACAUUGAUCUCUUCCCUGGAGGAAUGAGCGAGCGACCUCUUCAAGGAGGGCUUGUCGGUCCUACCUUCGGGUGCAUCAUUGCGAUUCAGUUUAGGCAGUUGAGGAAGUGCGACAGAUUUUGGUACGAAACUGAUGAUCCGAAUAUUCGAUUCACUGAAGGCCAGCUGAAUGAAAUCAGGAAGAACACGCUGUCGAAGAUCAUCUGCGAGAACAUGGACUCGCAUGUCGAGAUGCAGCGCGCUGCUUUUGAUCUUCCGUCGAAUUUCUUGAACCCCAGAGUUCCUUGCGGAACUAUGGCUGCCAUGGACUUCACUCCCUGGAGGGAAGUCAGGCACGGAGGAUGCCAGAUUGGAGGACGCAGGGUUUCUAUUGGAGAGUCUGGCUUUCCUACUCCUUGUACUAGCUGCAUCUGCACUGACGAAGGUACUCAGUGCGCAUCACUAAGAGUCACUAAUUGUGACCAAUUAUUACGUGAGGCUUCGCGUGAAGCCAUUUUACGUGAUGAAAUCUGCACAGCUCAAUGCGGCUUCGCUCUAGCAGGUUCCAACCAAUCUGCCAGACAAUUUUCAUCAACGUCAUUUGCUACGGCUUCCAGUAAUCCAUUUAGUGGUUUUAAACUGCCCGAUCUCUCACAAUUUCUCGGUUAACAUCAUCUGAAUUUCAGCGUGUAUAUAUGUACUUUCACAUCAUUCCCGAGUCUGAAUCACAUAAACUCUGAGUAUACACUCUGAUAAUAAAAAAAAAAAAAAAAUAUUAAAUGUUAGUUAGUUAUAUUUGUUAAACAAAAAUAUAAAUAAGAUUUCAGAGUGUAUACUGAGGAUUCAAACAUAAAAUGUACAGGAUUAAAUUAUUGGUGGC